AUAAUACCUGAACUCCAUAGCCGAUGUAAACUGUAAAUGAGUAGGUCAUGGCGCUUUCAGGGUUUAGGGCUUUCGGCAGCCGCGCCAUUACCCAAACCAUAACCUCUGCGCAAUAUCGCCACCUCCACCGCUUUCUAUCCUCCGCCGCCUCCACUACCACUUCCGGCGGUUCUGGCGUCUCAGUGGCGGUAAAAAAGGUGACUUUGUCCAACUUUUGUUCGGUUCUCGAUGACCUGCGAAUCCGAAUCCGGGAGGCGGAUUUCGUUGCCAUCGAUCUGGAGAUGACGGGUGUAACUAGCGCGCCGUGGCGUGAUUCGUUCGAGUUUGAUCGCUCGGACGUGCGGUAUCUCAAGGUGAAGGAUUCCGCCGAGAAGUUUGCUGUUGUCCAGUUUGGUCUUUGCACUUUUCGGUGGGAUGCUUGCCAGGGCUCCUUCAUCGCCCACCCGCUUAACUUUUAUAUAUUUCCUCGAAAAGUGCUGUCAGUUGAAGGGCCAACUGAUGAAUUUCUUUGCCAGACAACUUCAAUAAGUUUUCUAGCUAAAUACCAGUUUGAUUUCAAUGCUUGCAUACAUGAAGGAAUCUCUUAUUUAUCUAAAACACAAGAAGAAGAGGCUCUACAGAACCUGUGCUCGGCUUAUGAGAAUGCUUUGCUUGGUUUCUCAAGCGAGUCUGAAGAAUACGUUGAAAUACCCGCAGUGCGGACUGCAGAUGUUUUUUUUACAGAAAGGAUGAAAAUUAGAUUUCAUGAAUGGCGUGAGAAUGUGUUGAAAUAUCCAGAAGAUCCUAUUUUAGAAGGAAACGAUUGUGGCCACAAUGUGGACUUUCAGAUGGUUUUCUUCAAAAUGCACCCAGCUAUAAUGUUGAAUGGAUUCACCUUCCACCAGCUUAAGCUGAUUCAACUGGUUUUAAGAAAAUACUUCAAGGACCUCCUGUAUUUAUGUGUAAGUGGUGAAAAUUGUUCUUCACAGAAGCUAGUAGUUUACACGGAUUCUGAGGAGGAUAGGGCAUCUCUUAGUACGAAAUUGAAAAUGAAAGGUGAAGUUUGUUUUUAUACUCAAAUGCUGAACGUUUUUGCCAAUUUUGAUGGAUAUUAUUAGUAAAGAAGAAUUGCAACUUUCCAUGUUUCUUUUAUUAUUGGUCCUCUUCCUUCGUCGAUGGAGGAAUUUGCUUUAUCAGUCAACAAGAUACUUCCCCACAUUAUCGACACCAAGCACCUCAUAAGUUCUAACAAUUUUAUUCAGUAUUUGAUGAAGAAGAAAAAGAAAUCAUUGUCAUCUGCCUUCUCUCUUUUGUGCCCACAACUAUCUUCCACAUCUCAGAAUUUGGCUUCUACUCGUUCAUUUGUUAAAGUCGAUGUUCAAGCUGAUGAACUGGGAUCAUCUUCCUGGAAUUCAGGUGCAAAGCAUGAAGCUGGAUUUGAUGCUUUUAUGACCGGAUGUGUCUUUGCUCAAGCUUGCAGUCAUUUAGGUAUCAAAUUCGAGCAGGACUCGUCGAUAAUGGAUCUGGCAAGGAAUGAUAAUCUGAAGAGCUACAUCAAUAUCUUGUACCCUAGUUGGAACAGUGGAACAGUAAUCGACUUAAGAACAGGUUCAGAGAGCCCAGUUUCAUCUUACAAACGCAAAUAUCUAAAAAUAGAAUAUGCAAACAUUGCCCUUAUCUGGGGUUUCUCAUCUAAGCUUAAACCAAAUGAUAUUGAGGAAUGCUUGUGCAAGGUGUUUGGCACAGCUUCUUUGAUCUCUGUGUUUUUUCUUGAUAGAACUGCAGCUCUUAUUCAGUUUAACAAAAUGGAGCUGGUGAAUGAUUUUUUGGUAUUGAAGGACAUGCUGGAGAAAGACGAUGGGCCGGUAUCGGUUUUGCAUCCCCUUGCAAAGCUAUUGGAAGGCGGCAACACUCGUGCCGCUGAUUACGAUACUUACAGGGACAUUUGUAGCUCAUCGGCGUCGACGUCGAAGAUUUUGUUUGCGGACCAGGCAGAAGCAAUUGGGAUCAGAUGGAAGACUAAGAUUAGGCCUGCUUGCAAGGAGACCAGUGAGUUAGAUGUGCUUAAAGAUUCAGUAUCAGAACAUCAAAGUAAUAAAAAUGAUUCAGAGAAGCAAAGUCAACAUCAAUUUUCUUUUGAAGAAAUGCUGAAUUCUUUAUAAGCUCCUGUUAAGAGUAUUGAACAUUCUACAACAGUAAGAGUUUUCCUGCAGGUAUUUUUUUAAUGAUCAUUAGUACAUAAUCUUUUAAGAGUAUUGAAGCUCAACUUAGCAUUCAAACUUUAUUUUCCAUUAAACAGGCUUCAAGUUAAAGGCAUAGCCACUUUGGAUUCA
Molecule: messenger RNA, 2312 nt
Organism: Dendrobium catenatum
Lineage: Eukaryota; Viridiplantae; Streptophyta; Magnoliopsida; Asparagales; Orchidaceae
Product: poly(A)-specific ribonuclease PARN
Cellular component (GO): cytoplasm
Molecular function (GO): RNA binding; 3'-5'-RNA exonuclease activity
Source: RefSeq, a predicted model, not a curated record